Messenger RNA from Penicillium oxalicum, 1152 nucleotides. It is a transcript of the gene pex10, whose product is annotated as ubiquitin-protein ligase peroxin 10. Gene Ontology annotation, biological process: protein import into peroxisome matrix. Lineage: Eukaryota; Fungi; Ascomycota; Eurotiomycetes; Eurotiales; Aspergillaceae. Bases 1 to 1152 code for a protein of 383 amino acids. Gene Ontology annotation, cellular component: peroxisomal membrane. The transcript has a single exon. The record is from RefSeq and is a predicted model, not a curated record. Gene Ontology annotation, molecular function: zinc ion binding.
AUGGCCGAAGAUGAUCCUCACUUGUCAUUGACCACACCCGAUGCUCCCAUCGGCUCUUCAACUUCGCACUUCUACCCGUUUGCAACAUCUCCAGAUAUCAUUCGUGCCCAUGAAAAGGAUGCCUAUCUCACUAGCGGGCUGGUCCAGCAAGUCCAAUCCAUCAUACGAGCUCUCCGCGGCGCACGGUACGCUCACACCCACUCCGACGCGAUCAAGCAUCUCACCGAACUCCUCUACUUCUCCCUCACCACCGCCAUCGGCAACCGCACCCUCGGCGAGGAAUACUGCGACCUCGUUCAACUAGAAGAUGAUACCCUGCGGUUACCAGCAAUCACACGCCGUGUUGGGUACAUUCUCAGCAGUAUCCUUGUCCCAUGGUCUCUGCAGCGAUUGCUGCCCGCGCUGCGGCAGCGUGUACGCCAUAAGCUCGAGCGAAGUAUCGCCAAGCAGCAGCUUCGAGCAGCGCAGCAAGCGAGUCUACUCAAUUUGAAAAAACCCGCCUUCAGCACAAACACGGCGGUCGAGAAAGCGAAAAAACCAUUCUUCACAAAACUCCGCCUCCAACAAUACCUGCUCGACCAUCUGGACUCGAUCACCUCGGUCUCGCCCAUCUACGCUCUCAGUAUUGCGACCUUCUACUUCACCGGCUCAUACUAUCACCUCUCCAAACGCAUCUGGCGUCUACGAUAUGUUUUCACAAAGAAGAUCGAGGAAAGCGAACAACGCAUCGGAUAUGAGGUCCUCGGCGUGUUGAUGGUAUUGCAGAUUGCGGUGCAGGGAUUCCUGCACGUGCGCAAGCUGGCAACCACGAUGAACGAGGAGCAAGAAGAUCCCGGUGCCAAAACGGGGGAGGCAUCGUCCGAGGCAGGGGCGCUCAUUGCCACGAUCGAGAAUCCCUCGACAGUGCCUUUGCUCCCGGCUUCAUCGGCCCGAUAUGAUUUGGACGUGGAUCCCGGGGCGGUAGCUUGGAUUCCGGACGGACAACAGCGGAAAUGUACGCUGUGUCUUGAGGCUUUCAAGGACCCUAGUGUCACAACCUGCGGACAUGUCUUUUGCUGGGUGUGUGUUCGGGACUGGGUGCGGGAAAAGCCCGAGUGUCCCUUGUGUCGACAGGAGGUGCUCAUUUCUAAAGUGCUCCCAUUGAGAGGUUAA